UGUAAUUCUUGCAUGCUAGGUGAUCCGUGGGAAGGGUUUAACAAUAGUUAACGAUGGUGGAUUGCGAUGAUGUGUUUUUUUUUUCUUUAAAUUACGUUGUUCUUGGGCCUGGUAACCAAAUGUAGAAAGUGAUAACCGAACGACGUGCCCUAAGUUUAUAUAAGGCCCAUAAUUUUGCUUACUACAUAAGUAAAAAUAAGCCUGUUCACAAGUUCCUAGUUAUAUAUAAAUUCUAACUCCACAGUCCCAAGAUUGUUAAUAUCUACCACCAAGCGCAACUUCAUAUUUUUACCCAAACAGCUGCAGAAUAACAAGCGCAGAAGAGCUUGUGUUUUUUAACAUUUUUGUUGUUGAAACACCCCCAGUUUUGACUGGUCAGGUGAUCAGUCCUGACAUCCAACUUCAUUGUUCUUGAACUGAAGGAAAGAUUGAGUGUCUAAGGCAGAAGGCAUCUAACUAAAUUUUCCUUAUAUGGGUAACGGUCUAUAAGGAGGUCAGCCAUGGGACAAGCACAGAGUACCUCAGAAACAUCUUUCUCAGAAUGUGAACAUCCAGGGCCUAUUCAAUCAGAUAAUCCCAUGUACAAUGGGAAUUCCAACCAUUUGGUGCCAUACCACAAUGGCUUGACACUACAGCAACAUAUAUUUGUCAAUGCAUACAUUAGAUUGCCACCGUCUUUAGACGAUAAUGUGACGUUAGAUUAUAUACGUAUGUCCAAAGUUAUGUUUGUGAUGCGGGGUCUCCCUAGAAGUGGAAGGCGUGUAGUUGUACAACAUAUCCAGUCACUAUUUAGUGAUGCUGUUGUUUGCUCAACUUCAGAAUAUUUUGUGAAGUGUGAAAGAUAUGAGUUUGACCCAAAUAAAUUAGACGAAGCAAAAAUAUUUUGCCAAGAAAAGGCACAGAGUGCAUGUGAGGCAAGUACACAUGUGGUUGUUAUUGACAACACAAAUAUGAAGAAGUCAGAAAUGAAAUAUUAUUUUCGAUUAGCUGCUGAUACCCGCUAUGUUGUUGUUUUGGUGGAGCCAUGGAAAUUUAAUGUGGAACAACUGGUACAAAGAUGCCAUCAUGCUGAAGAUAUAGAACAGCUAUGCACUCAAUUUCAGCAUUGGGAACCGAUCAUCCCUUUGUAUUUUGGAUGGUUCCUUAAUGAAGCUGAUUCUCAUAUGUUGAAACUAGUUGGUAUGGCUUAUUUGGAAGAGUGUCUCAGAGUUCCAGAGUUCGCAAAGGACUUCCACAGCUUCGCUCAUGCUUCAGAUAUCAGAGGUAUGCUUGACUAUUACCUAAUGCCUGAAUCAUGUAAAGGUAGAAUGCUGCACUGCACUUCCAAAUUUUGUUCCUUUGGUGAUGUACCAGGUUCAUUUGAGUACACCAGCAGCAAAAAUGUUCUUGAAGGAUGUGGACAGUGUUACAAGUUGUGCAUUGUGGGUUUUGUAAUGACACCCAGAACUUUUGGGGCUCGAGUGAAAUUAGAUGCAGAAGAACUUAAAUUAUGGGACCAAGAAUCUGAAUCCCAGUUAUCAACGUCUCCAGGUGUCAGUUCAGGUGUUAGACAUUUAGUUCACAGCAGCACGCAUCAAAAUCUGACAGUGAUCAACAGUAUGAGAGAGAGCCCAUGGUACCCUCAUUGUCAUGCAACACUUGUAAGUUCAGAGGAGCUGGAGCAAUCAUUUCAACCCACAAAAGGCAAGGGUAGUCGGGCUCACAUAACAUUAGGAUGUGCUGAAGGGAUAGCAGCUGUCACCACGGGCUAUGAUCUCCUUGACGUGAUAGAAUGUGAAGAAACUCCUGAUAUAGCCAGCAGAUGCAGGACAUUUUCUUUGCCCAGAGGGUGGCUAAGAGAUUAUGGAAAGUCUCGUUGGGUAUUGUAUAUGUGUCGAGAAAUAACUGUUAGUUCACUUUUCACGGGUUAUUAUUAAAGCCAUACUUACUUCUCCUGUUUUUGUACUAUUCAAUUAUAUUAGGAUAUUUUUAUUCUGCAAGUGUGUGUUCUGUAUAACUGAAUGGAAUUUGUAAGUUUACUUUCAUCUUAGUGCUCAUGUUGCUUUGAAUCUUAGAAUUAAGGUGCGGAAAGAUAAUGAGAAUUUCUGCAUAACUUGUCAUAAAUUUUUAUUGUACUUGCAACAAUUUUCCAUGAUAAAGGAAUGAGGAAUCAUA
Cryptotermes secundus is the source of this 2154-nucleotide messenger RNA. RefSeq names its product 2',3'-cyclic-nucleotide 3'-phosphodiesterase. Gene Ontology annotation, biological process: cyclic nucleotide catabolic process. Gene Ontology annotation, molecular function: 2',3'-cyclic-nucleotide 3'-phosphodiesterase activity. The coding region runs from base 501 to 1916 and encodes 471 amino acids. The transcript has 3 exons. Gene Ontology annotation, cellular component: membrane; cytoplasm. NCBI's taxonomy places the organism in Eukaryota, Metazoa, Arthropoda, Insecta, Blattodea, Kalotermitidae. The record is from RefSeq and is a predicted model, not a curated record.